Messenger RNA from Gongylonema pulchrum, 456 nucleotides. Lineage: Eukaryota; Metazoa; Nematoda; Chromadorea; Rhabditida; Gongylonematidae. The record is from the annotation of a GenBank genome assembly.
AUGCAGCUGGCAAUAUUUCAGUUGCUGCGACCAAUACUACAUUGCCUGAUGGUCAGUUCGCUGGCGGCCCCACUUCGUCUUCUGAAGAAAUUACCAGCUCAGCGCUUCUCUCGACGAAAACACUUUGAUAAGGCAUUAACCGUUCCGAUCUGUCGAACCAUUGAUGUAACUGAAACGGGCCAUGACGAUUGGCAACUCGGCUUAACGAGGAGGCGUUUCACCAAGCUAUUUCUGGAGCUGUUCAUAUGUUCGCUGUGUCCUUUUCCAGGCGCAGGUUACAUUAAAUGGCCGCUUCUGGAUGCCAGUAUUCAAAUGCACGGUUCCACAACAAUACCUUUGCCAGUGCUUCUCUGCUUGCCCAUGUUCCUACGUGUUUACCUUGCAUGUCGUCGCAUUCUUCUCCACAAAAGAUUUCGUCGGGUUCGUUCAUCAAAUGAGUGUGCUAUAUCGGCUUGA